Molecule: messenger RNA, 171 nt
Organism: Perkinsus marinus ATCC 50983
Lineage: Eukaryota; Perkinsozoa; Perkinsida; Perkinsidae
Product: heat shock protein, putative
Exons: 1
Molecular function (GO): ATP-dependent protein folding chaperone; ATP binding
Source: RefSeq, a predicted model, not a curated record
GAUAAGUCUACCGGGAAGAGCAACAAGAUAACUAUAACCAACGAGAAGGGUCGUCCCUCUCAGUUUGAUAUCGAUCGCAUGGUUGAUGAAGCUGAGAAGUAUAACGCUGAGGACGAGGCCAAUAAGAGGAGAAGGUUGAGGCUAAGAACGCUCUCGAGAAGAACACGCUGA